AUGCUAUCUACCGAUGAUGAAGAGCCCAAGGUUGUGAGGGAGGCUCCCGUCGACCCAACGACUUCAGAUGGAGACACAGACCAGGAUCCUAGACAGGAGUUACCAGCUCCACGGUUCUGGGCGCUUGCUCUUGGACUCUGCCUUGGCCUACUCUUAUCGAUGAUGGACUCUUCGAUCGUAGCAACAAGUUUGUUUUCGAUUGGAACCGAGUUCCAUGAAUUGGACACAGUAAACUGGGUGGCGCUCGCGUAUACAUUGUGCUACCUGGGGUUUUCCGUUUUCUUUGCUCGCUUAUCCGAUGUCAUUGGCCGGCGGAAUGCCUUUAUGCUCGCAUAUGUGGUUUUCUUCGCCUUCUCUAUGGGAUGUGGAUUCGCCCAGGCUAUGGACCAAUUAAUUGCCUGCCGGGCAUUCCAGGGUAUUGGAGGUUCUGGAUUGUACUCGUUGACCAUGAUCAUCUUUAUUGAGAUAACACCAGCCAGGAUGAAGCAGUUUCUGGCGAGUCUUGUAGGAAUUGUCAUCGCCGUUGGCGGCGUACUUGGACCCGUCCUGGGUGGUAUCUUGACUGAAUAUACAACUUGGCGAUGGGUUUUCUGGAUCAAUGGGCCUGUCGGUUUCGUGUCGAUGGCUUUGUUUUACCUGGCUUGGCCGAAAGCAGAGUAUUUGCCAGAUACCGAGCCAAGAAGGUGGAGGGAACUGGACUACCCAGGCUCUGUACUGCUCAUUGCCGCAGCUGUUCUUGUCGUCUACCCCUUUCAAACCGCUAGCAGCAGCGCAUCAUGGGAUCGGGCAUCAUUCCUGGCGCCGCUCCUGACCGGCCUGGCGUGUUGGGGAGCUCUAAUAGCGUGGGAGGUGCUUGUUGACAAGCGUUGGGCAAACAAGAUAGCACCAGCGCUUCCCAUGAGCCUGAUGCGGAACCGUUUUUACGGCGCGGCGGUUCUGAACACGCUCUUCCUCGGUUUCCCCUUUAUUCUGUUGCUCUACGCAUUUCCACUUAGACUUCAAGUGGUGAAUGGAAAGAGCCCGCUUCUCGCCGGCAUCUACCUGCUACCCAUGCUCGGAGCAAGCGCCUUUGGCUCCGUCCUCUCUGGUUUCAUCAAUGGCAAGAAGGAUAGGACCUGCGAAACCAUGGUGAUGGCGAGUUGCUUCGUAGCUCUAGGCUGCGGUCUGCUGUCAACUCUGUCCGACUCAGUUGACCUUGAGGCCAAAGCCCUCGGCUUCAUUGUAUUUAUCGGCCUUGGGUUCGGGCUCUCGGCCGCGGGGACGACGAUAGCGGGUAAUAUUCAGUCAUCGCUACGGGACCAUUCUGCGGCUCAAGGGUUCCUCAGCCAGACCAGAAUUCUAGGCGGCAGCUUAGGAAUCGCAGCGUCUUCCGCUAUCCUAGGAGCCAGCGUCAGAUCACAACUGGCCGGCAUGGACCCUAGAAUCCUUCAAGCCUUCGAAUCCUCGGCUGGCGCGCUCGACGAGGCUCAGCUAGAUGCCAUCAGGCAUGUCUACGCAAGCGCAUUCGACGAUGAUAUGCGUGUGUGCGCAAUUGUCUCUUGUAUUGCCGUCAUACUGGCACUGGGCGGCUGGUCUCGGAAUCGGCCAACUAUACAAGAACGAGACGCCAUGCAUCUCAAGGAGGAGAAUGAGAGGCGGAGGGUGGCAGGUCUUAGCAAGACACGAGCCCCGUCGUCAAGCGUUUGA
Molecule: messenger RNA, 1686 nt
Organism: Neoarthrinium moseri
Lineage: Eukaryota; Fungi; Ascomycota; Sordariomycetes; Amphisphaeriales; Apiosporaceae
Exons: 5
Coding region: 1-1686 (561 amino acids)
Biological process (GO): transmembrane transport
Molecular function (GO): transmembrane transporter activity
Source: RefSeq, a predicted model, not a curated record